UAAACCAAUGUUUUACGAUAUUGACUACGCCGCAUCCCGUAUGUUUUUAAGCUAUUUAUUUUAUAAACAAAAUUUUGCCUGAUAAGUGAUAUCAGUUAAAAAUACAUGUAUAUAAUAUUAUAAUUAAAAGAAUUCCGCCUAUGUCUCAUUAGCUUCAAAAAUACAAAAGCUUCAACGUCAUCAUGAAAAAAACACGAUCAGUAAGAUCUGCCUCCAUUAGUUCAGAUACCAGCUCAGAUUUAAAACACUCUUCGUCAAGUACUAUAAUCACCAUAAUUUUGCUUGGAAUUGCUUUAAGAGCUACUACUUCUUUAUAUGACUUUUCGGGAUAUAAAAAUCCCCCCAUGUUUGGGGACUAUGAAGCUCAAAGACAUUGGCAAGAAAUAACUAUAAAUACACCUAUAGAAGAGUGGUAUGUUAAUACAACAAAAAAUGAUUUAUUGUAUUGGGGCUUAGAUUAUCCACCUUUAACAGCUUAUCAUAGUUACAUAUUGGGAAAAGUUGCUCAGAAAUUUAAUCCAGCUUAUGUGGAGCUAAAUGAAUCUAGAGGAUUUUAUUCAGAUGAACACAAACUUUUUAUGAGAACAUCAGUGUUAAUUACUGAUUUACUAAUAUUUUUUCCUGCAGCUGUUCUUUUAAUAAAAUCAUUUAAAGAAUCUCCAAAGAGUGAUUUCUUAGGAUUAGUAUCACUUCUAUACUACCCGGGAUUAUUAUUAAUUGAUUAUGGACACUUUCAAUAUAACAAUAUCUCUUUGGGAUUAGCUAUAGCUGCAAUUGUUUCAAUAUUAAAGGACAAAGAUUUAUUAGCAUCUGUAUUAUUUUGCUUGGCUUUAAACUAUAAACAAAUGGAGUUAUAUCAUUCUUUGCCGUUCUUUUAUUAUCUUUUUCGAAAAUGUUUUGCUUUUCAAAAUUCUUGGAUUCCUUUUCGCUUUAUGUACUUUAUUAAACUUGCCAACAGUGUAAUACUAACGUUUGCAUUAUGUUGGAUUCCAUGGUUAUAUUCAAAUGAUCGCCUUAUGUCAGUUUUAACAAGAUUAUUUCCGUUUAAUCGUGGUAUAUUUGAAGAUAAAGUGUCAAAUUUUUGGUGCGUAUUGAAUAUAUUUGUAAAAGUUCGAGAAAUGUAUAAUGUAGAACAAAAUUUAUAUGCAUGCCUUGGGGCAACUGCUAUUUCUAUUUUACCAAGUAUGCUAACAUUAUUUUUUUAUCCUUCAAAACAAGGAUUCACGUAUGCAGUUUUAAAUUCAUCAUUGGGUUUCUUUUUAUUUUCAUAUCACGUUCACGAGAAAUCUAUUCUAUUAGCCGUAAUACCAGCAAUUAUUUUGAUAAAUAAAGAACCUCAAAUCGUUUUUUGGUUUCUUCAAACAGCUACAUUUAGUAUGAUACCCUUAAUUGUAAAAGAUAAUCUUCUAAUUGCAUUUUUGGGUUUGAAUAUUUUAUUCGAAUCAUUAUUCCGAAUUUUAAACGUCGACAACAAUAAAAGGAAGUCAGAGAGAAUUCUGAAAAACUUAAGAAUUUUAUCAUUAUUGGGCUGUGUAACUUUAACAAUUUUACAUAUUUUCGGACCAGUACCAGACAAAUUGCCACAUUUAUAUGAAUUAUUAAUUUCAUCAUAUUGUUGUGUACAUUUUAUAUUCUUUCUCUUAUAUUUUACUGUUAAACAAUUUUUGAUUAGAAAUGAAAAUUAAAUUGUAAAAUAUUUUAUAUUUUUAUUAAUAAAGUAAUAAAAAAUUCGA
Condylostylus longicornis is the source of this 1733-nucleotide messenger RNA. RefSeq names its product probable dolichyl pyrophosphate Man9GlcNAc2 alpha-1,3-glucosyltransferase (gene gny). The record is from RefSeq and is a predicted model, not a curated record. Lineage: Eukaryota; Metazoa; Arthropoda; Insecta; Diptera; Dolichopodidae. The coding region runs from base 183 to 1685 and encodes 500 amino acids. The transcript is spliced from 2 exons. Gene Ontology annotation, biological process: protein N-linked glycosylation. Gene Ontology annotation, cellular component: endoplasmic reticulum membrane. Gene Ontology annotation, molecular function: dolichyl pyrophosphate Man9GlcNAc2 alpha-1,3-glucosyltransferase activity.